Hypanus sabinus (Atlantic stingray) is the source of this 3409-nucleotide messenger RNA. RefSeq names its product NACHT, LRR and PYD domains-containing protein 3-like. Lineage: Eukaryota; Metazoa; Chordata; Chondrichthyes; Myliobatiformes; Dasyatidae. Gene Ontology annotation, molecular function: protein binding. The record is from RefSeq and is a predicted model, not a curated record. The transcript is spliced from 12 exons. Gene Ontology annotation, cellular component: cytoplasm. Bases 1 to 3345 code for a protein of 1114 amino acids.
AUGCAAGAUUACUCUUACGACAGAAAGCUGAAGAGUCAAAAGAAGGCACACGAUGAUGCCGUAGCAGACAAUCUGAAGAAGAUUCCUCGGGGUGCUGCUGAUAUGUUAAGAGCUACGGGAUUGCAAGAGACUGACUUGGUCCUCUGGGAGGACAGAAUGGGAUCGUCCCCAGCUGUUUUCAUCGAUAUGCACGAUCUGAAUGAUUAUGUGGUUAAACGCAUCUGGACAGUUUCGGAUGACGCCAAACGUAGAAGUGCGUUCGGCGGCGGGAAUACGACAGCGGCUUGCAGCGGAACGUGGGCCAGCUGGCAAAAUGACGUCACAGAUCAGAAGCAAGCUGCCGACAACAAUCUACAUUAUAAUGUCGUUAACUGGGUCAGCAAAUUUGUAGAGAACGCCAAGAUUAUGGGUGUAGUGGAUAGCGAGGAAGGUUAUCAUGACUCUCAGCGGGAAUUGGACCAGCUGCAAAAGUGGGCUAAAAAACGUCAAAGGAAAUUUAACGCGGACAAGUGCGAGGUGUUACCCUUCGGUCCGAGCUCAGCAAUCACCGAGCUCCUGGCAAGCUGGAACGAUUUCCAGUUGCUGCAGCUGACUGACUUCUACCGGGACAGGCUGGAGCAGGCGAUGGAAGGAGGGGUGCACGGAGUGAGCCUGGCGUUAACGGCCGAGAAUCAGUUCAGCGGAGAGGAACAUCGGAAAAUCUCUGAUCUCGCUGAUAAGGGAGAGCGGGCGGACAGUUCUAAACUCCUCCUGAGCCUGGUGAUGGAGAAAGGCUCCCGCGCCCGGAGGGUGAUGUGGGAAACCUUUGUGAAAAUGCGGAUUGCUGUCCCAAAGUUUGAUAAAAUACUGAAAGAAAUACAGGAACAUGGUUGUGUUCCGGUCCAGCGACCUGUACCGGAGAUUCCCAGGGAACUGAAAGAUGUUCAACAGAAACACAAGGAGACUCUGCGGGCACAAACUGAAACACUGAGAGUGAACACGAUCCUGAUGAGGGAGAAGGUGAAGGUUUUCCAGCUGGUUGAUCGAUACGCUGAGCUCACGGUCAUUUCUGCUGUUCGAGAUCGGAGACUGGUGGAACAUGAGCUGCUGGCAAGAGGCAGAGACCACGAGGAGUGGAGAGAGAAACGUCUCCGUGGAGAGCUGGAAAAAAUCCAGAUGGAUCAGUUAUUCCAGAGCAGCUUUUCCCGGAGUAAAUCCAAAACUAGGAAUUCAGCAGCAGUGGCCGGAGUCCCAGGGAUCGGGAAGACGACAAUGGUACAAAAGAUUGUUUACGACUGGGCCACGGGGAAAAUAUACCAACAGUUCCAGUUUGUCUUCAGUUUCAAAUUCCGGGAUUUAAACUCCAGUAACAACAGAAUAAACCUGAGGGAACUGAUUCUGGAUCAGUAUCCCUACUUUGGGAAUAUCCUGAGAGAGGUCUGGAAGAACCCAGAGGGAUUGCUGUUUAUAUUCGAUGGUUUGGAUGAAUUCAAACACAGAAUCGAUUUUGCUGACAGUCGGAGAGACACAGAACCCAAGCACCAGUGCCCAGAUCCCGAGUGGUGGUGUGAAGUGUCUGACAUUGUGUACAGUUUAAUCCAGGGCAAGCUGCUCCCAGGGUGUUCAGUGCUGGUGACCACCCGCCCCACUGCGUUACAUUUAUUGGAAAAGGCAGAAAUCAGUGUCUGGGCUGAAAUCCUGGGAUUUGUUGGUGAAGAACGGAUGGAAUAUUUCAGCAGACAUUUUGAAGAUCAGACGGUGGCAGAAGCUGUUUUCAAACACGUGAAGGUGAACGAGAUCCUGUACACCAUGAGCUACAACCCCUCCUACUGCUGGAUCCUCGCUCUGGCACUGGGACCCUUCUUCACACAAAGAGUCAAGGACCCACAGCGAGUUCCCAAGACCAUCACCCAACUGUACUCCUACUAUAUUUACAACAUCCUGAAAAACCACGGCCGUGAGAUUGAGAACCCCCGUGAUGUGUUACUCAGGGUUGGUCAGAUGGCCUUCAGAGGUGUAUCCGAGAAGAAGAUUGUGUUUACAGAUGGAGAUUUGAUCAACUACAAACUGCAGCCUUCCCAGUUCCUGUCCGGGUUCCUGAUGGAACUUUUGGAGAGAGAGGAUUCUGCCCGGAGCGUGGUGUACACAUUCCCACACCUCACCAUCCAAGAGUUUGUAGCUGCAGUCGCACAAUUCCUGAAUCCACAUCCCGGGGAUAUCCUGAACUUCCUCACUGAAGUCCACAACACGACAGAUGGACGAUUUGAGGUAUUUCUCCGUUUGGUUGCUGGUCUCUCCAACCCAAUGACAGCUCGGGGCCUGGAGGAGUUUCUGGGUCCAUUUCCUAAUGAAACAACCUGCCGGGUGAUUGACUGGGUGAAGGAGGAGGUUAAACGCCAGAGUGAAAACACAAGUGAAGCUGGUAAAAAGAGCCUCUUGAACACAUUGCACUACCUGUUUGAGUCUCAGAAUCGUGGACUGGCUCAGGCCGCACUGGGAUCUGUGGAAAAACUAGCAUUCCGUGAAAUGACACUGACCCCGAUUGACUGCGCGGUCCUGUCUCAUGUCAUCGGACUCUGUGAUACAAUAAAACACCUCAACCUGGAGAAAUGCCACAUUCAGUGUGAAGGAAUCCAGCGGCUGGGACCCGGGCUGCACAAGUGCCAGGAGUUGAGACUUGGAGGGAAUGAACUGGGAGAUUCAGGAGUGAAACUGGUGUCUGCGGCUCUGAGGAACCCAGAGUGUAAAAUACAGAAGCUGCAGCUGAGGGAUGUCGGUCUCACAGAUUCUGGUGCCGAGGAUCUCGUCUCCGCUCUCAGUACAAACCCAUCACUGACGGAGCUGAACCUGAGUGGUAAUGAACUGGGAGAUUCAGGAGUGAAACUGGUGUCUGCGGCUCUGAGGAACCCGGAAUGUAAAAUACAGAAACUGUGGCUGGGGAAUGUCGGUCUCACAGAUUCUGGUGCGGAGGAUCUCGUCUCCGCUCUCAAUACAAACCCAUCACUGACGGAGCUGGACUUGAGUAGUAAUAAACUUGGGGAUUCAGGAGUGAAACUGGUGUCUGCGGCUCUGAGGAAACCGGAGUGUAAAAUACAGAAACUGUGGCUGAACAAGGUCGGUCUCACAGAUUCUGGUGCGGAGGAUCUCGUCUCCGCUCUCAGUACAAACCCAUCACUGACGGUGCUGGACCUGGGAUUAAACUCGCUGACAGACCGAUCUGUCCCCUCUCUCAGCCCCCUCAUACUGACCCUCCCGUGUCUGGAGCUGAUCUGGUUGGUGGGGAAUCGGUUCAGUGAGUCCGGGGAGAAGGAACUGAGAUCUCUGCAGGAACCCAGACCCGGACUGAGUGUGCGCCUGAACAUCUGAAUAUGUGAACAUCGCCGCCCGCGGGAUGGGGACAUAUUGGCCAAUUCCCCGCCCUCCCCUUUAA